AUGGCUAAUCUCAAGGGUAAGUCGAGGGUCCUCCAGGCAAAUUUUCACCAUGCAGCAGCUGCUUCUGCCGUGGUGGAGGUUUGCUUCGCAGAGGAAAACAUUGACCUUGCCCUCAUACAAGAGCCUUGGGUGGCCAACGGUCAAGUUUUGGGAUUGACGGCUGCCGCUGUCCUAGAGUAUUGCAAUGACGACCUGGUUACAGCCUUUAUAAAUCUUAAGGGUUGCACAGGGGCUAGAGUAAUCAUUUGCUCAGGCUAUCUUCCCGGUGAGAACCCAGGUCCUGCCAUUGAGUUAGAGCGAGUGGCGAAGUUCGCCCGUAAGCACAACGCUGAACUUGUGGUGGGGUGUGAUGCUAAUGCUCACCAUACAGCAUGGGGAAGCACUAACAUCAACGAAAGAGUCCAUCAGAUGUCCAGGCGGAUUACUGACUGGCAUGCUAGUAGUGAAAACUCGAUAUCAGAUCACAGACACAUUAAGUUUGUGAUUAGGGUAUCCACAACUUAUGAAACUGUUGCUUUCAGGGAUCCAAAAGCGACCUCCUGGGACAUCUACAGCGAUAGCCUAAGGAGUAAUUUAGAAACGUUUCCUAAAAGCAUAAAAACGAUUGAAGGUCUGGAGUUAGCGGUGGAGACGGUAACCGUAGGUAUCCGUGAAGCCUUCGAAGACAGUUGUCCCGUCAAAAACAAGACCUCAACACGAAAAGUUCCUUAA
Parnassius mnemosyne (clouded apollo) is the source of this 711-nucleotide messenger RNA. NCBI's taxonomy places the organism in Eukaryota, Metazoa, Arthropoda, Insecta, Lepidoptera, Papilionidae. The record is from the annotation of a GenBank genome assembly.